Myxocyprinus asiaticus (Chinese sucker) is the source of this 2243-nucleotide messenger RNA. Its product is annotated as delta-type opioid receptor-like. The record is from RefSeq and is a predicted model, not a curated record. Gene Ontology annotation, molecular function: neuropeptide binding; G protein-coupled enkephalin receptor activity. The transcript has 3 exons. Gene Ontology annotation, cellular component: neuron projection; membrane. Gene Ontology annotation, biological process: G protein-coupled opioid receptor signaling pathway; neuropeptide signaling pathway. NCBI's taxonomy places the organism in Eukaryota, Metazoa, Chordata, Actinopteri, Cypriniformes, Catostomidae. Bases 241 to 1365 code for a protein of 374 amino acids.
GCCACUAACAGCUCCACAGGAGGAUCGCGCUGUUCAUCUCACACCUGUAGAUGAUUCUUAUUCUCUCUUACCCUUGUUGGAUUUGGGUUAUUUUUGAGCGUGGAACUAAUGUGUGUUCCUGCACAAAACUGAGCUGAUAUUAUAGUCUACGUUUAUAUUUCUCCGCUGAGAUCGAGAAGUUAAACGACGUAAAACGCAACUUUUCAGCACCACAGUGACCGAACAGCGAGCACUGACCCGAUGGAGCCGUCCGUGAUCCCCGGAGACGAAAUGCCCGACAUUUACUCCAUUAACCCGUUUAAUAUCACUUUUCCUGACGAGGUGAUGGGGUUCGUUCCCGACGGGAGAAACUACACCGAGCCCAACCCGGUAAAGAGCCCCGCGGGGAUCAUCGUCGCCAUUUCCAUAACGGCUCUGUACUCUGUCAUCUGCGUGGUGGGACUCCUGGGAAAUAUCCUGGUGAUGUACGGGGUGGUCAGAUACACCAAGCUGAAAACUGCCACCAAUAUCUACAUCUUCAACAUGGCUCUGGCAGAUGCCCUGGCCACCAGUACACUUCCAUUCCAGAGCGCCAAGUACCUAAUGAACACCUGGCCAUUUGGAGAGUUUCUGUGUAAAAUGGUCAUAGCCAUUGACUACUAUAACAUGUUUACCAGUAUCUUCACCCUCACAAUGAUGAGUGUGGACCGUUACAUCGCAGUGUGCCACCCUGUGAGGGCACUGGAGUUUCGGACCCCAAUUAAGGCCAAAAUCAUCAACGUGUGCAUCUGGAUGCUCUCCUCUGCUGUUGGAGUGCCAAUCAUGAUCAUGGCUGUUACCAAAGUGACGAACCAAGGGACAACUAUCUGCAUGCUGAAAUUCCCUGAUCCCGACUGGUACUGGGAUACAGUGACGAAAAUCUGUGUGUUUAUCUUUGCAUUUGUGAUACCAGUGCUAGUCAUCACAAUCUGCUAUGGUCUGAUGAUCCUACGCUUGAGGAGUGUCCGUCUUCUCUCAGGCACAAAGGAGAAGGACAGGAACAUGCGUCGUAUCACUCGAAUGGUCUUGGUAGUGGUGGCUGCCUUCAUCAUCUGCUGGACACCUAUCCACAUCUUUAUCAUUGUCAAAACACUCGUAGACAUCAACCAGAAGAACCCCUUUGUGAUUGCCAGCUGGCACCUGUGCAUCGCGCUUGGCUAUACUAACAGCAGCCUCAAUCCAGUCCUCUAUGCUUUCUUGGAUGAAAACUUCAAGAGAUGCUUCAGAGAUUUCUGUCCACCGUUCCGAACCAGAGCUGGCCAGAAUACUCUCAACCGAGCCAGGAAUGCCACAAGGGAGCCUGUGUCCGUUUGUGCUCCUUCAGAGGCAGAGAAGAAGCCGGUAUGACUAGGCCUGGAGAGGAUCCCACAGGGGUCCCAGUCCAGAAGAGUUCAGCAGGACCUACAGUCUGAGGUCACCCAAAUCUCUACAACUGAAUUCUAACAAAAUGAAAGAGCCAUUUCCAACACAAGGGAAAGUAUACAACUGAAUAGUACUCAAUGCUAUCUUGUUGUAAUUAUUACUUCAGAAGGUUGCCAGGGCUCCUCUUUCACACUGUUCAUUACUUACUUUGGAUUGUGGAUUGGCCCCCAAUAUUCUGUUGUAAGAUGACCUUAAUCAACCUUAAACACAAUAUUGAGGCCAAUAUUCUCCUAUGAGGCCAAUGUUCUUCGACAAUACAUUAAAACAUGGCACAUUUUCUCAACUUUAGGGUCUGGUGGACUGUCAGGGUCUGACAUCAUACUGACACUGAGGAAAUAACUUUUAUGUGAAUGAAGGACCGUGCAUUGAAAGAGUCUGCAAACAAUGUUUCAAUUUAUUCAUAGUCAGUAAACAAAUAAGUGCAGAUACAUCAGAAAAUGAAAUCUGGCACAGGAUACAAAAGCAAAUAGUAGAGAAGUGGUCCAAUUGGAGGACGCUCAUGCUGAAUCAUUAUAUAUUUAAUUUCUUCUAUAUCUAAGAGAUUGGACUGGCAGAGGACUAGCCUUGGGGAAAUAAAAUAUGUAAAAACUUUGCAACUUGCCACAAUUCUCUAUUAACCCCCAGUGACUGUAACUGUAGGGAAUGAUAGGCAAAUAUGUGUUGUGAUAUGCAGACCAGAGAGUAUAUGGCAGUUUGUCUGAACUUCAUUCAAGUAAAACAGACACACAAUUUAUGUAAAAAAAAAAAAAAAAAAAGUUUUUUGUUUUAGUGGAACAUAAAACACAUGGAACACUUGGAACUGA